AUGGCUGCAUCAUUCUCCUCCCUACCCAAUAAUACUGCAAUUGAAGAUGUAAUCUAUAGUGCUAAUACAAGUUAUGAUGUUAUCAGUGUGGUUGCACCAACAACUACAACGGCUGCACCAACAAGCACAACAGUUGCACCAACAACCACAACAGUUGCACCAACAACCACGACAGCUGCACCAACAACUACGACAGUUGCACCAACAACCACGACAGCUGCACCAACAACUACGACAGUUGCACCAACGACCACGACAGUUGCACAAACAACCACAACAGCUGCACAAACAACCACAACACAAGCAUCAACAACCACAACAGCUGCACCUACAACCACAACACAAGCACCAACAACAACGACAGCUGCACCAACAACCACAAGAGCUUCACAAACAACUACGACAGCUGAACCAACAACAACAACACAAGCACAAACAACCACAACAGUUGCACCAACAACCACGACAGCUGCAUCAACAACAACAACAACAGCUGCAGCAACAACUACAACAGCUGAAACAACAACCAAGACAUCUGCGGCAACAACCACGACAGCUGCACAAACAACCACAACACAAGCACCAACAACCACAACAGCUGCACAAACAACUACAACAGUUGCACCAACAACCACGACAGUUGCGCCAACAACCACGACAGUUGCACCAACAACCACAACAGUUGCGCCAACAACCCCAACCACGACAGCUGCACCAACAACUACGACAGUUGCACCAACAACCACGACAGUUGCACCAACAACCACAACAGUUGCGCCAACAACCACAACACAAGCACCAACAACCAUGACAGUUGCACCAACAACCACGACAUCUGCACCAACCACCACAACAACUGCAACAACAACUACGACAGUUGCACCAACAACUACAACGGCUGCACCAACAACCACAACAGUUGCACCAACAACCACAACAGUUGCACAAACAACCACAACAGUUGCACCAACAACUACAACAACAGCAGCACAAACAACCACAACAACUGCAUCAACAACCAUGACAGUUGCGCCAACAGCUGCACCAACAACUACAACAGUUGCACCAACAACUACAACGGCUGCACCAACAACCACAACAGUUGCACCAACAACCACAACAGUUGCACCACCAACCACGACAGCUGCACCAACAACUACGACAGUUGCACCAACAACCACGACAGUUGCACCAACAACUACAACAGUUGCACCA
This is a messenger RNA of Misgurnus anguillicaudatus (oriental weatherfish), 1215 nucleotides long. The record is from RefSeq and is a predicted model, not a curated record. NCBI's taxonomy places the organism in Eukaryota, Metazoa, Chordata, Actinopteri, Cypriniformes, Cobitidae.